This is a messenger RNA of Anopheles moucheti, 1933 nucleotides long. RefSeq names its product zinc finger protein 569-like. NCBI's taxonomy places the organism in Eukaryota, Metazoa, Arthropoda, Insecta, Diptera, Culicidae. The coding region runs from base 60 to 1757 and encodes 565 amino acids. Gene Ontology annotation, cellular component: nucleus. The record is from RefSeq and is a predicted model, not a curated record. The transcript has 3 exons. Gene Ontology annotation, molecular function: zinc ion binding.
GUUUAUGUUUACGUCUUACCAGCAAGAAAUUUUGCUGGACGGGCAAAUUCGCCUAUAAGAUGGAAACAGGAAACGGAAUAUGUAGAAUGUGUCUUGUUUCGUGCAAAAAGAUGUGCCCACUGUUUGAUUCUAGUGCAAAUUCGGAGCUGUUAGGUAUUAUUCGAAACACUGUACGACUGCAGAUCGACGAAGAUGAUAAAUUUUCAAAAAUGAUAUGCAAACAGUGCAUUUCGCGACUGAAGUCAAUCGAUGAACAUGUAAAAUUGUUUCACGCAUCUGAUCGCAAGCUUCGAGGAGCAAUUUCUACUGAUCACGGCCACGAUUUGGAAGUGGAACGUCUCAAAAUGGACUUUUCGCCAAAUGCAGUGGAUGAAUCUCAGGGAGUCGAUGGCACUGUUACAUCUUCCAAGCGAUACGAUUAUGAAAAGAACGAAAGCGCAAAAACAGAAACCGAAUCAACACGCAGAUCUCUUCGUAUUCGCACUCGAUGUAACCAAUCGGAUAACCAUCAGGAAGAGGAAACAGACGACGAAGCAUCUGCGAAAGAAGAGAUAGAUUGCGAUAAUGAAAACACAGACAGUACCUUCAAGCCGAAAGUCGAGAAUGCCACCUUCGCUCAACUAGUUGUAAAAUGUACAAUCUCGAACAGUGAGCCGAAAACGAAACGGCAAAAGAAAAACACAAACCUUCGUCAAACUAACCGAGCGGUGAAGGACCUAUCCAACGCCCGUGUACCAAUGCUGCAUGAUUUCAAGUGCUACAUUUGUAGUAGCGAGCCGUUGGGUUCUCGGAAAGCGUUGAUAGAACAUCUAGCUACGCACGUGGACAAAGUACCGUACACCUGCAAACGGUGCGUCAUGGAAACCAUCGUCCUAACACGAGUGCGUACGCUGAACACGCAUAUGAAGAUGCACGAACAACCGAUCAAGUGUGACUACUGUGAUCGUCGCUAUAGCAAUGCGGCUGGUAAAUAUUAUCACACUCAUACGUACCACCUAGGCGGUGGUGCUCCUUGCAUCGUACAUUGUAAGAUUUGUGGCAAACAGUACGGCUCCCAGGCUGCACUUAAGCAACACAUGAAGUAUCAUACCACAACGUUGAAAUGCAGCAAGUGUGACAUGGUAUUCAACCAUCCAAACAAACGGCGUAACCACGAGCUUACGCACAACGAGGACAGAGGGUACGAGUGUGUUGUUUGCAAAAAAGUCCUUCAAACAAUCGAAUCAUACGACGUGCAUCUGAAGAAACAUUCCCAGGAACGUAGCUACCAGUGUACGCUUUGUCCGAAGAAGUUUAACACAUCCUUCAAUCUGAUACUUCAUCUGAAGGUGCAUGCGAAAAACUACAACUAUCGGCCAGCCAAAUCUUGGGUGGAACACUACACGAUACUAAGCCGCAAUCCGAUGCAGUACAAGUGCAAUCACUGUGAGCGUUACAGCACCGAUAAGGUGAACAACAUGAUCUCGCACCUGCAGGCCCAUUUUAAGGAAUACGAAUGCGAUCAGUGCAAACGGUUGUUUGCAACGGGCAAGCAGCUGAGAGCACAUUACACUACGCACACGGGUGAAAAAUCGGAAAUGUGCCAACACUGUGGCAAAUGCUUUUCCACCAAGAAUAAUUUGCGAAUCCAUAUCAAAUCUCACGAGCGUGAAAACGGUGAAGUUCGUAACGGUAGCUUACUACCUACGGCACAUGACUAUCCUCCCGAACCAUGCAUAGAGAUCGAAGCAGUAUCCAAUAGUACCAAUAUUAGCUAAUAGGACAUUCACACACCUUGGACGAAGGAUCGAAGCUUUGUCAAUUUAACAGGUAGAAAAACGUCUUAUUCUUAUUAAAAAAUUAUAACAUCUAACGCUACUUUACAAGACACUGGUCGAUGUGUUGAUUGACCGUACUUAGCGACACCGUUUUCCCACAGAUCGGGCAUUCACAG